Molecule: messenger RNA, 2832 nt
Organism: Physella acuta
Lineage: Eukaryota; Metazoa; Mollusca; Gastropoda; Physidae
Product: putative RNA polymerase II subunit B1 CTD phosphatase RPAP2
Cellular component (GO): nucleus; cytoplasm
Molecular function (GO): RNA polymerase II CTD heptapeptide repeat phosphatase activity; RNA polymerase core enzyme binding
Source: RefSeq, a predicted model, not a curated record
UCUGGGAUUUUUUACAUUACAUUUUCUUCUUUAGGCUUACAAUACUCAAUAAAGCAUUUUAGAUCUGGCUUACUUUAGCUUGAUUAGAAUUUAGUAUUUGGAAUACUAAAACUAAAAAAUUCAAUAAGCUUUUAACCUAUGGAUCUGCUAAGCUACAGAAACAGAGACAGUCAUGCUCAUAAAAGCAAACAUUUAGUGACUUACUCAACUGUCAUUAGCCUGGGACUUAUCAAAAGUGAUGAGAUAAUUAUCUAGAGAUAAGCAAUCAUGGAUAUGGGAGAAAAAGUUGAAAAACUUCAGAAAUAUGAAUCAACCAUUCGUGAGCAUGUGGCUUGUGAAGAAAGAGCAUUUCGAAUUGUUAACAAUCUGAUUGAUGCCUCAGUUCAGGAGGACUAUCUCAAACAAUGUGGCCAGCUGAUCAGCAGAGACCACUACAGGGAUGUCACCCAGGAGAGGGCAAUAACCUUUCUCUGUGGUUAUCCUCUUUGUGAGAAUACCUUAGAAAAGAUUCCCUCCAAGAGAUAUCAUAUAUCAACAAAAACUAAUAGAGUUUAUGACAUCUCAGAAAGGAAGAACUUUUGUAGUAACCAGUGCUUCAAGGCAUCCAAACACUUCUGUAACCAGAUUCCUGAGUCCCCCUUGUGGUCUAGAGAAAGGGAGACCGUCCCAGAGUUAACACUUCUAUCUCACAAAACUAUCAAAGGGAUAGUUGGUGAUGAGAUAGUUGGGGAAUCCCCUAAAAAGCUGCUGGAAGUUGAAGUCCUACAGCUUGAAGAACUGGACAAAAGAUUUUCCUCCUCAUGUCAAGUGUCUGAUGCUUCAUUAGCCAGAAAAAAAUGUACACCUUCAAGUGUAGUUGGAGCAGAUUGUAGCAAGUCAUCUACAGCAGGAGCAGAUUGUAGCAAGUCAUCUACAGCAGGAGCAGAUUGUAGCAAGUCAUCUACAGCAGGAGCAGAUUGUAGCAAGUCAUCUACAGCAGGAGCAGAUUGUAGCAAGUCAUCUACAGCAGGAGCAGAUUGUAGCAAGUCAUCUACAGCAGGAGCAGAUUGUAGCAAGUCAUCUACAGCAGGAGCAGAUUGUAGAAAGUCAUCUACAGCAGGAGCAGAUUGUAGAAAGUCAUCUACAGCAGGAGCAGAUUGUAGCAAGUCAUCUACAGCAGGAGCAGAUUGUAGCAAGUCAUCUACAGCAGGAGCAGAUUGUAGAAAGUCAUCUACAGCAGGAGCAGAUUGUAGAAAGUCAUCUACAGCAGGAGCAGAUUGUAGCAAGUCAUCUACAGCAGGAGCAGAUUGUAGAAAGUCAUCUACAGCAGGAGCAGAUUGUAGAAAGUCAUCUACAGCAGGAGCAGAUUGUAGAAAGUCAUCUACAGCAGGAGCAGAUUGUAGCAAGUCAGCUGAUUAUGUGAGGCCAAUAGGUGGAGCAGAACAUAGUGACCAGGUAGCUGACAUACAAGGUGAAGCUGGUCCUAAUCCAACUGUCCUAUCUGGUGCUGUUGAAUCUUGUCCUGGAGAAAAUGCCGGUGUAAACCUGAGAGUGCCUGAAACAGCAACAAAGAGAGACAACUGUGAAGACUUGACACAAGGGAGGUCAAAGGUUGAACAACCCUGUGGCUCAGUGUCUGAACUUUGUUUGCCCACAACAACUUGUGCUGCCACUAAUGUUGAAGGCUCUAAAAUGGAUCAGCUAAUGAAACUUUUGGCCCAGAGAAAAAAUCUUCUGUCUGGAAUGGUGGACAUUCAAGCCAGCGUGCCAUCUCCCAGCGCUGGUACUCUGGUCAACCAGAGACAGCAGUCUGGAACUCUUGAACUGGCUGGCUCGCAACUAGCUUCACCUCCACAAGAUUCUACACAUGUUCACAACCCCACCACAACCACACACACCUCCACCACAACCAAACCCACACACACCUCCACCACACACAGAUCCUCCACACACAGCUCCUCCACACACACCUCCACCACAACCAAAUCCACUCUGGCCUCCGCUGAGAACCUUGGGCCACCCAGGCCACCAAGUUCCCCUGUCCAGCUGAUCAGCCAGGUGAUCAAAUCUUGGGUGACCCAGGAAACCUUGUCUUACCUCAGGUCACUCAACGAUGGGGGUGAGCCCCGGGGUUUCAAUGACCCUCAAGUCCAGCUGCGCUAUGCAGAUUUGUGUCGACGCCUGGACAUGCAACAGAAAACUUUUGAAAACAUUCUAAACGAGCCUGACGAUGAUGACAUCAAGCAUAAAACUGGGCUAAAGCCACCCCCAGAUUAUCAGCUGCUGAAGCAAGAGACAGAGGCCUUUCAGCUGAAAGUCACUGAGUUUAUCACUGGGAAAAAACCAACUACUCUGUUGGAUAAGCCAGAGCUGGAAGACCCCGUGUUUAUUCCUCCUGUUGAUGCUUAUGACCAACAGCAGAUCAGAAAAAAAAUUGUCCUUGAAAGAUUAGAUAAAGCGAUACCCCCGCUGCUGGCUCCACUUGAGCUGUCUCUCAUUGAUGUCUCUACCCCAGUCCGGGAAUUGGUGCACACCUUUAGACUUCAGAAUAAUAACAUUGUGUUCAAGCCUUCUGAAUGGAUGAUAGUUUCUUUAUUUAUUUUAAAAAUGCUAGCAAAGAGAAUUAAACCCAUAGCAUCAGCAUUUUCCAAAGACUCGUCAACUCGCUUUUUCUCAAUCUUGUUGCAAGGUGUAGGGCACACACCUGCUGAUGUGGAUUUCAUGACAGAACUUAUUUUAAAUACAGACUGCGCCACUCACUUGUCUUGAUAUUUGCACAUGUUGUUUUAUCUGUUAUGUUUAUGAGUAAUAAAUUUAUCUGGCCACAUUAUGUUGGUGUGAAAUAAAUGUGUU